AUGGCGUCAGAACUCUACUACUUUAAGCCGUCGACGCCACCUCGGGCUCUUAUGUCUGAUGCUGAGCUACUUGGCUCUGCUCAUAGUCGGACAACGUCAGGCUCCUCUGAAUACGCUUGUUCUUCUGCAUAUACCGAUGACUCUUCACCCGCAUCUCGCUCGACUAGUGUAUCUACUUCUAGCAGGUCUCCAGGUAGACGAGCACCGGGCCCUCUACUUUUGCCCAAAAUCAGACCCCAGGAUAUUGUUGUCGAGCCUCAAUCACACUAUGGCCCGCAACGAAGUCGGAAAGCCCUUUCGACUACGCAGAAUCCCCCGGGGUUUGCCCCUUAUCCUGCUUCACGCCCUUCUAUUUCCCGAAGGGCAGUUGAGCCUAUUGACUGCUCGCUGGUCUCCCCAGUUUGUGCCACACCUGCAUCAUAUGGCUACCCUGGGGGUAGUGCUAUGUCUCCCCUCUCUGCAGUCCCUCCCUCGAGCUCCAGACGAAGAGCUUCUCAUUCACGGAACCCGUCUGUUUCUAGCAUCGAUGAUGCCACACUAAGUCGUUAUGGUUACCCUACUUACCGCCAAAUCCCCAAGUACCUUUCUCAAUAUAGCCCAACCACCCCUGCUUCUGCAACAUCUUUCACAUAUCCAACACCCACAUACCCUACCACCCCUUACACAGCUACAGCAGGUGAUCCACACGUUAGUUAUCCAACGUCCAACUAUUCUACUCCUGCUUACCCAGGUACAUACCCAUCUCCCGCCUAUCCAACCUCUGCCUACUCGGCCGGUGCAGAAGCUUAUGCUCCCACCUCGGAGGUUGCAUCUACACAAAAUCAUUGUGGCUUUUCUGAUACCACAGCAAGAGCGCUGGGGGUUUCGACUGUUGACCCUUCUUUCCCUCCCUCUCUUAAUGUCAUUCCGCCAUCCCUUGCACCACCAAUGGAUUACUCUUCAUCGUCGUCAUCUGCAUCUACGACUUUGCUGGAGUACCUCAAUGCACCCAUGCAGGCCAUCAACCUCGUCGAAACUAUGGCCUACCCUUCAAAUCGAGUGAACCCAGCACAUUUUUGGUGGGACGUCAGGAAUAUACGACAAUGGUCGUCCUUUUCCCUUGAAGCUAUGAGUGCUAUUCCUCGCUUCCCCCAGCUUCUUACGACAGGGGUUUCCCAGGAUUGCCUCCCGCUUAGCACUGUUGCGCCAUCUCGGCUCUAUCCAGACUCAGAAUUCUCAUUGACUGAUUUGAUCCGCGAUGUCUAUGCCCCGCGAGUAAAUGCCGCUCUUCGCAUAUCCCAAGGACGCGAUUGUCUGUCCUUAUACCCUGCUCCAAUAAAUCCAGCAAACAGGGAUAACGACCCGCAUUUCAUCGCAAACUAUGCUAGUGAUACAGAGCAGACUCCGUCUGGCCUCCCCCGUGGCCGCAUUGUCGGCUUAGUCAAGACAUUCAACAGAUGGAACACUGGAAUGCGAAAUGAAGCACCUCAUCGACGUGUUGAGUAUCUCAAUGGCCUCUCUCAUUUGCAACGCUGCAUGAGGGAACACUCCUGCCGCUAUGGAUUCAUCAUGACUGAGAUUGAACUUGUCUGCGUGCGUGCUGGUUGUGACGAAGGCGACGAUGUGCCAUAUUUUGGCUUCCUCGAACUGGCCACUCCAAUCGCAACAAAGUCACCCUAUAACCCAUCACUAUCUAGCAUCGGGUUGUCUCGCUCUACUUCUGCCUCUUCGGCUCAGUCAUCCGACUAUUCUACCUCAUCCCGAGGGACCUCUCCUUUUCCUACAGGAUUCUCUGGCCCUUUCUCUGCUACUAUGGCACUAUAUUACCUGCUCAUGUUGUCUAAGUCCGUGCCUCUACCAACUCAGCCAUCAUGGCAUCUAAAUGUUGGUGGCCCAGGAGCCUUAACUCGUCAACGCACCCUGCCAGAGGAUAAGGAUAGCUGGAUUCCCGAGCCGCAGCAGCGGGAAAAGCGCGAGGCAAAGCGAAUUCGAGGAUGGGUCUGGCCACACGAUGCAUGGCAUCGUCGCGAAGGCGGAGGCUCUAGUAGAACUAGAGCUGCAAAGAUCGCUGCCGCGAAACGAUGGCAUAAGUGA
Messenger RNA from Trichophyton benhamiae CBS 112371, 2073 nucleotides. RefSeq lists its product as uncharacterized. The coding region runs from base 1 to 2073 and encodes 690 amino acids. The record is from RefSeq and is a predicted model, not a curated record. The transcript has a single exon. NCBI's taxonomy places the organism in Eukaryota, Fungi, Ascomycota, Eurotiomycetes, Onygenales, Arthrodermataceae.